AUGGAGUCAUUAAAGUCGGCGGCUCUCGCCAGUGGCGCGAUCCCCGUGAUGUCUGCGGACGGCCGUGGAGACAAGUCCGCGGGAAGGGUCUCCGUGUCUCCAGCUUCGUCUCCGGGCGCGAGUCUCGCGAGCCCGAAAAGCAACUCCGUGUUUCUCUCUCUCCACGUCUCUUCCACGUCUUCUGCCUCGACGGCGAUCCCCCAAGACGAAUGCGACAGCACAGCUAGCCGCGAGGGAGGCAGUCCUCGCACGCCUUCGGCUCUCGAUGGGUCCGGGACGACCCCGAAGAGCGCUUCCCGUGGGAAACCUGAAGAUCUGUCCCAGGCGUCCAGCAGCGGCGAGACGCCGAGUCCGGCACGGAGAGGCCGCGCAGCCCCGCAGCUUGCGGGCCGUUCGGAGGACGAGGCGGAGCGAAAGAAAGGCGUGGACGAAGAGGGUGUGUCGUGCGGCACCGUUCCAGGCAGUGCCCAGAAGAGAGACGAGCGAGACGUCGCGCCGUCCCUCGACGGGACACACUCGGACUCGGAAGAGCCAGAGAGUCCGUCUUUUGCGAAAGAAACGAGUGCCAUCAAUGCAGUCUCGGGAGGACGGGCAGAACGUAGCUCACGCAAGGCAGCGAUGCGUCGGAUACGCCAGCUCGUGGGGGUUUCGGGGAAAGACCCCAGCGAAGACGCGGUCGCAAACCUCACUUUGACUGACGCUUCCGGGAAUGCGACAGCGCUUGGCGGAGGCGAGUUCACGUCCUUUGGAACUGGAGUGGACCUCGUGAAGUCCGACGAACAGCCGCGGAAGCGAAGGGCCCGAACGGACGGUCCUUCCUCCGCGGGCGACUCCGGGUCCCGUGCGACUCUCGCAGACGGUGACGAAGAAACGAGCAGACGGGGCUUCGGGUCGCAGACUGCGCUUGCGGGCGCGAAGCAAGAGCUUCACGAAAAUGCAGAGGUGUCCUCAGCGCUGGCUAAGUCUUAUGCCGGACAGGGGACGGAAAGAAACAGAACGACGCCGAGUGCGCCGGGAGACGCGGAUCUCCAGCCGGCGGUCGAUUUCGCCCGGGGCCUCGCGGCGGUGGCGGCGGAGAUGGCGUCUGCACAGGCCGCCCUCGGACGACCGGCGGGCGAGGACAGUGAGCGGAGUCGGCUGCUCUCUCUUGCCUCUGCUCUGGGGAAAGAUGAACCGAGAGAAGGCCAGUUUGCCGGAGACAACGGAGCGGCUCCAGAGGCGAAGGGCGCGAACCCGGUCGUUUCCACGCCAGAGUUGGGGACAGGAUUCCCGAUGGCUGCAGACCUCCUCGAGGAAGGCCGUCGGCUCCUCAGCUCUCCCGCGGGGCUGUCUGUGUGGCUUGAAUGUGCGAAGAAUGCGUCCUCUCUGCCGAAGCGACCGAACGAGGCGCUCCCUCCCGAGCUCGUCGCCCUCUCGGCGUCUCUCAUGAACGACGAGGCCUCCCACGGAGCGCCGACCCCCCGAGCGCUGCCUGUGGCUGGGUCGCCAGCCUUCUCGGAGCACGACGAGUCGCCGGCGCAUCAUCUCCAUGGGAACGCCCUCGACGCAGCGUUUGGUCUCCCCCUCGGGCCCGGCGAGGGCCUCGCGCCGCGGGGGCCUCUCGGAUUGCAUGCGAAUGGAGCCUUCGGGUGUGGCGAGAAGGGCGGUAGGCAAAAAGGGGCGAAGGCUUGCCAAAAGAGUGGAGACAGAGCGCAGGCCUCCCGUCCCCAUGCCCUCUCCCGCUCGCUCAUCAACUCGGCGCCGUGUUCCACUGGGGCCACGCCCUCGAACUACGGCGGGUCUCAGCAUCUUCUUUCCAACUCCAGUUCGAUGACUUCCGUCAUGGUCAAGAGUGUGUCGCCUGCCGGCGUCGUCCGUAGGGGAGGAAGAAACCGCAGAAAGCGAACCAAGUACGAUCUCGCGUACCGCCAAAUGGAGCAACUCGGACCCUUCGCAGAGGAGGCCAAGCAUGUCGACCUUUCCAAGGUGUCGGGCAGCAGCUUUGCAGUGGAGCUGUUGAAGAAUCCGCACCUUUAUUCGUAUGAUUCUUGGGUUCACGGAUUCGCGUGGCCAGUCGGGGCAGACGGUCGCCGCCUGCUUCUCCGCAAACUCCGUGGUGUAUAUUGGUCAGACCCGGACUACUGGCAGAAGCGACUGACGGCGGAGGGUCUCUAUCGUCGUGAUCUCUUCACACUCGCCACUGUCCAGGAACUGUUCAAAGUGACCCACUUAAUGGGCGCGGACGUGUGGGACUUUCUGCUCAAGUGCACGGCGCUGACCCACAAAUGCGACGCGCUCACAGCCAAGGAGGGAGGCCAGAGCGACACCGAAGAAGCCGUGCACAAUGCGUCGUCACCGGAGGCAGCCUCCCCGCAUGCAGGGCCGGAAGUGACCUCGCAGGUCCUCUCCCAAGCCGCGAAUUUCGCGCCGCAGACCGACGGCGGCUUUCCGUGGCACGCGAUGGCUCCUCAGGCCGGGGUGACCACCAGCGACAUGUUGCUGGCCAGCGCCGUGGCCCAGGAGGAGUGCGACAAAGAUCAGCCGAGCGUGGGCGAUCCGGGCGAGAAUCUGUCUUCUGUCUAUCCGCCGCCGUUCCAUCACAGCGCCUCCAUGGAGUUAGGCGACACGGCCGCGCCGCCGUCGCCGUUUUCUGGGCCACGUCUCUCGACGGGCGGGGCGAUCUCUUCCUUUGAAUCCUCCGCAGAGCGGAUUUGCGCCGCGUUGUCUCUGCGCCGGCCUUCGUCCGGUGGAGACAGGGAACAGGGUCUGGAGGGCGAAGAGGAGCGGCAGACCCCCGCGGCGGCGGCGUGGCUCGGGGCCGAGGCACUCCACGAGCUCCUCGCGGGGAGCCUGAGCCGGCAAGAGCGCGAGAACGGCGAGUUGACGCAGGACGAGAACGUGCAGAGCAGUGCAGGGUGCGAGUCGCUCUUCCUCCCGCCGGAGGUCCUUGGGCCAGGGUCGGCCCUUGACCGAGACAGAGUAAACGGCGUCAGCGGCCAGGAGAAACGCUCUCGGGGCCGCCCGAGGAAGACGCGCCAGAACCUCCCGUCUCUUGUUGCGCUGCGCGAGGAGUUGGGGCUCCAUGACCUCGCUCAGAAGCCGGCGGGUGGCGCCGACGCAGGGUUCUGUCUCCCCGGCAGUGGCCUGGGCUACGCGGAAGCGGCUGGGGAUAGAGGCGGAAACGAGCUCUUGAUGCCUAACCACCUCGCGGCCUCGGCGGGCGCGACGCCCCAGGGCUAUCCGCAGUUCAACGGACACAGUCCCACGGCGGCCUCGGCUCUGAACCUCUUGAAGCCUGAAGGCUUCUCCGUCUUCGGCGCAGGCGCAGCCGAGGGAGGCCCUGCGGAUUUGAGCGGUCACGGUCGGGACGAACUGAACUUCAAGGGCGUGGGCGACGAGCUCUUGUCCUCGCGGUUCCUCGUGGGCGAAGGCAAUCUCCAACAAGCCCUCACUUCUUCCUUGGCUGCGCAGGGCGCGAAGCGCGGUCGGGGCGACGCGGCAGCGCUUGACUUGUCUUCGAGCCUCGGUCAGGCGCCUAAGCGGUCGCGUCUGCUGGGUGCGGGCGGGGCUCAAGACACCGGCGCCGGCCAGCUGUCGGAGUUGUCCCGUCUCUUGGAGGAAGAACUCGACGCAACCAACUCACAGGGGCAAGAAACCAUGGAUUCGCUCCGGUCAUUGAUGCUGCAAGUGGCCGAGGCGGCGGUCGCGGCCGACAUCGGGCCGUCCCUGUCCCCGUCGGCGCACCUCGCCCUGGCGGAGCGCGGGGCGCAGAACGUGCCCGAGGGCGACGCCGGGGACGCGCGAGAGCCGGCGGGCGCAGAGCCUCCGCGGCGACGGAGCAGCGCGGGUUUGCCGGUGGACCUGGACGUUUUGGCCCCGGCGGCGCAGGCCGAAGGCGGCAAGGAAGCGCCUCUGGGGAGGGAAACCGGGGCGGGUGAAGCAGGGUGGAGACGCAAGAAUCCGGCCGGCGCGGGGGCGAUGGAGGAGGAGAUGAGGCAGAUUGAGAUCCUCCUGAAGGCCCUGGACCAUCACCUCGCGGACCAAGUGAACAGUGAGGAGAGGAAGAUGGAAGGCGGAGCGGGACGGAGGAGCGACGAAGGAUCUCGUGACGCGACCUUGGAGAGCGUCUCCGUUCUUCCCUCGAUGAUGCACCUGGUGGCCCGCGGCGCGGCGGAGCCCCAGCUGGCAUCGGGGGACUUCGCGGCUGCUGGGUCUUCCGCUGGACAGGAGAGCGAGGCGAACGACGACGUCGCGGCGGGAGUCGGACACAGUCAGGAGAACCGCGAGGACCGGAGCGGAGAAGCGGGCGCUGUGGCAGAAGCGAAGGCUCUCCUCCAGUGCGUGAGCGCGCUGAGUGGUCCGUCGUCGGGGUCGCUGCUUUCCGCAGCCGCCGCAGGAGGCCUCGGAGAGGAGGGCUUCCCGCGGGCGACUCUGGCGUCGAUGCGUGCGACUGGCGCAGGAGCCGGCGAGGCGAGCGAAGCGGGCCAUGACGGUCCCCAGACGCGGGACUUCUUCCCCAAACAGGAACUGGGACGGAAAAGCUCGGACCCACUUCGUGCGCCAGGGCGUUCGACAGCUCUCAAGCUGCCGAACGUGCUGUCGGGCCAGCACCCGAACGCGGCUGUCGCCGCAGCGGCCGCGUCGUCGGCCGCGAUGGCGGGGUCGCUCUUGUGGGGUGGAGACAGUGUGUGCCGAGGGGACAGGUGUGGGGCGAGUGACGCGGUGUGGGGGGCGGACGAAGAGGCCCGACUGAGUGCGCUGAGCUUCUUGGGGACGCUGCCAGGUCUCACGCCGGGUGUAGGCAACAAGGACCGGGGAGCGAAGCCCCAGAUGGGCAACGGGAACGGUCGGCAGUUUGCAUGCGGAGGGGCGGCGAUGCUGGCCUCGGCCCUGUUUCCCUCGGAGGCCAGUCAACAGGAGCGUCUUUCGCGUGCGCGGCGUUUGGAGGCGCUGGACCGCGUGAACGGAGGAGAGGCCCCUGAGAGGAGGUCUUCGAACGGAGGAUCUUCGCGUUCCUCGUUGUUGGAGGCUCUCUCCGCAGACACGCACGCCCUCUUGCAGCUGUCAGCCCAUUACUCGUUCAUGGCGCAGUUCAUGCAGUGCGCGAUGCUCUUUGAGGUCCAGCAGGCGUUGCUCCGCGUGGUGGCGAGUAUGCGGGCGCAGGAGCGAGGGGAGAGGAAGACAAAGCAGCUGUGGGAGGACGCGCAGAGGGAGAAGGAAGGGCCAGGGACCGACCCCACAAUGAAGGCGUGUCUCCAGUCGCUUCUCGAAAGUGGGGCAGUCCACAUGCAGUUUGUUCAGCUGAUGGCUCAGCAGCUGCGGCGCCACGUCCUCUCGGACGGCGAAGAGGACCGAGCCGUAGGUUCCCGGUCAGGGGACACGGAUAGGCACGUGGACGAGGGCUGUGGAGUCCGUGGACGCGACGAGAGAGAGGAUGCCAAGGAAGCAAGGGGUUCUGAUGCCGAGGAGCACCUCGGCCUGGACAAGCAGUCUGCAUUCGCCGAAGUGUCUUUCGAGGAUUUUGUGGCGGAGCGCACCAGUGCGGACGGGCCGAUGGGCGAGGAGACAGGGCGACAUCGUGCGGCGGGCGAGGACGCAUCUCGCCAAGGCAGUGAAGAGAAGAGUGGCAGGGAGUGCAGCAGCGGCGGACGGGAGGCGGAUGUGGGAGAGACAAAGGAGGAAACCGACGUCGCGGAAGGAAAUGUCGAGGACGAGGUGGAGAGAGAAUCAGAGGCAGGUACCGCAGGAAGUGCCGGGAGGAGGGAGACGGGAGCAGAAGGUGCAAAGCCUGCCACGGAGGAGGAGAAGGAAUUGCGAGAGACGACGGACGAGGACACGGCGAAGCAAGACGAGUGA
Molecule: messenger RNA, 5835 nt
Organism: Neospora caninum
Lineage: Eukaryota; Apicomplexa; Conoidasida; Eucoccidiorida; Sarcocystidae
Exons: 4
Coding region: 1-5835 (1944 amino acids)
Source: RefSeq, a predicted model, not a curated record